Molecule: messenger RNA, 2133 nt
Organism: Penicillium odoratum
Lineage: Eukaryota; Fungi; Ascomycota; Eurotiomycetes; Eurotiales; Aspergillaceae
Product: putative G-patch domain protein
Exons: 7
Coding region: 1-2133 (710 amino acids)
Biological process (GO): mRNA splicing, via spliceosome
Cellular component (GO): nucleus
Molecular function (GO): RNA binding
Source: RefSeq, a predicted model, not a curated record
AUGGCGCAUCCAUACAGAGACGAUAACAGAGGCUAUCUUGGCCCACGGGACAGAAGCCAUAUACCUCGUGAUGGACACGAUGAACUGGAUGAACGAGACGGUCGUAUGUAUGACGACUACUCGCGCUCACGAUCGCCUGGCGAUCAAUCUCGCAACCACCAACCUGAAAUUCCCGACAACCAAGACACAAUGGGUAAACACACAUUCAACAGAGAGAAAGGCCAGCGUAGGUCACGGUCACCUCCACGACGAGGGAGGAACUCAUAUCGAGAUCGAGACCGGGAAGGCUACCAGUCGCCUGGGUACAGUGGCAACCGGAGCUUUAGUCGCAGCCGUAGCCGACAUGGCCAGCCUCAGUAUGGCCAAGAGAGCCUUGAUAUCAUGAUGGAGGGCUUCCCUGCCGACAUGACAGAAGAAGACGUUGCGACCGAGCUUCGCCAGGCAUACCGCAUUCCUCAGCUUAGCGAUAUUCGAAUCAUUCGGGAUCGAGAGACGAAGGCCUCUAGGCAGCUUGGCUUUCUUCGAUUUCACAACAUCGAAGAUGCCCGGGAGUUUUUAGAGCGAAACUUUCCACACAUCUAUCUCUACGGACCUACUGCCGAAAAGAGCACCAAAGUUCGUAUUGCAUACAGCCACGGCAAAGAAGAGAGAGUUCGUUCAAGUGAAGGUGACUGGACUUGCAGAAUGUGUAUGGCUGUCACCUAUGCCAAACGCUUCAGAUGUUACCGGUGCAAUGCUCCUCGGCCAGAAAUCCCGCCUCCCGGUGCUCCUGGGGUACCUACAACAAGAUCUGUGAAUACCGGUGACAAUGACGCAGCUUCUGACAAUCAGCCGUCUCAAUUUCUGCUUUUUCGAGGCCUGGAAUCUUCGGUCACCGAAGAAAUCUUUGCAAAAGGUGUUGCGAAACUGUACAGGCCAGGAUCUGGAAAUGAUGGCAGCUCUGGGAACCAAAAGAAAGGAGCAAAGGUCAUCUCAACAACUGGUGAUGCUAACCUAGGUGCUCGUGAAGGCACUAUUCGACGUGUCUUGCUCACUCGUGACCGCAAAACAAACGAAAGUUGGCGGUAUGGCUUUGCUGAAUUUGCAACCGUUAUGGACGCGCAAGCAGCCAUCACCCGUUUGCAUUCCUUCAACAAGUUCACUAUCUCCUCUCGGCCGGUGAUGGUUUCGUACAUCCACGCAGGUGUCUUUGUACCAGUUCUGCACCCGACAGCCUCCACUCAGAAGUUCACAUUCAGUCCCCUCAACAACUCGGCCUUGAAACUCAUGUAUUGGGAUGAUAACGCAUACGUAACCGAACUCCAAGUUUCAGCUGAAGAGGCCGCACCGAGCCAAAACAAAACCGAGAAAUCUACUGGGAAUCAAGAGGGUUCUAAGGCAACCAAGGAGACCGAAAAGGCCAAGAAGCGAAAGGCCGAGCCUGUCGAUAUGGAAAAGGCAAAGAAGCUUGCCAUGCCAUCCCAACUUCAAUUCUGGAGUAACCGUCACGCGGAGCUCCAUGGGAUUCCUCAAGAGGGUGAUGGAGCCCUUCCUGAUGAAGGCCCACAGCAUGGCGGAAUCCCUGAAUCUGAAGGUCCACCUACCCAAUCAUACGCAGACCCGAAUCGAAACUGCUGCUAUCUCUGUAUGACCAUGUUCAAAUCGGCAGCCGAAGUUAAUCGACAUGAGCGCCUUAGUGAGCUUCACCGGAAAAACCUCCAGGACGAAGCUUGCAAAACUCGCGCCAUGGCGAAGUUGGUUAAACACGGAAUCCUGCAUCAAGCUUCCGCGGAAUAUCGGGAUCGUGCGAGAGAACGCCGGAAGACUUACGGUCUGGCAAAGACUGGAUUCUCACUCAAACCAGCCGCACCAAAGGAAAAGGAAGAGGCUCCGGUGCAGUCUAACUCCAAGGGUGCUUCUCUUCUCAGCAAGAUGGGUUGGUCAGAAGGCUCUGGACUGGGCGCACAAGGAACAGGUGUUACGGCCCCAAUCGCCACCGAGGUCUACGCACAGGGUGUCGGGCUGGGAGCACAAGGAAGCAAGCUGGGCGAUGCAGUUGAGGAAGCAGGACGGAACACUCGGGGUCGCUACGAUGAAUUCCUGGAGAAGACCAGGGAGACUGCCCGUCAACGAUAUGAUCAGAUGAACAAGUGA